UGAUGUUUUUCAGGCGAUGCCUCCCACAAAGACGUACACCAUGCUGGAUAUCCUGAAGUCUCGUAACAUCAGAUGCAUCACUCUGAUGUGUCUGGUUUUAUGGAUGGCGAUCAACAUCGGGUACUUCGGUUUGUCCCUGAACACCUCCAACCUGAGCGGCGACCCCUUCAUGAACUGCUUCCUGUCGGCUGCUUCGGAGGUUCCUGCGUACGUGGUUUCAACUGUGCUGCUGAAGAAAUGUCCAAGACGAGCUGUUUUCUGCACAUGGAAGGAACUCGAAGAGCUAGACGAGCUCCCGCAGUACACAGUUCUGGGCUCAGGCUUCCUCAGCCCCACAGACGACAUCUGGAACAGCUUCUGCUCCCCCAUGUACUGA
Notolabrus celidotus (New Zealand spotty) is the source of this 376-nucleotide messenger RNA. Its product is annotated as solute carrier family 22 member 5-like. The coding region runs from base 17 to 376 and encodes 119 amino acids. NCBI's taxonomy places the organism in Eukaryota, Metazoa, Chordata, Actinopteri, Labriformes, Labridae. The transcript has 3 exons. The record is from RefSeq and is a predicted model, not a curated record.